This is a messenger RNA of Penicilliopsis zonata CBS 506.65, 1779 nucleotides long. RefSeq lists its product as hypothetical. Gene Ontology annotation, molecular function: O-methyltransferase activity. The transcript has 6 exons. NCBI's taxonomy places the organism in Eukaryota, Fungi, Ascomycota, Eurotiomycetes, Eurotiales, Aspergillaceae. The record is from RefSeq and is a predicted model, not a curated record. The coding region runs from base 1 to 1779 and encodes 592 amino acids.
AUGGCUUCUGUAUCUGAACUCGCGUCCACUCUGACGUCGGUUUUGCAGAAACUCCCUUCGCUACAGGAAAUCCCGAAUGACGACCGAGUCCUGCUGCUGCAGGUCGUCAACGAGCUCCAGGCGAGGUUGGAGACAUAUGUCGAGUCCAUCCAGAAGCUCAUCUUUUCGCCCCAAGAUCUCUCGGCUAUCCGUCUGGCACAGGGAAUGGGCAUCUUUGAUGCCUUUGCAGCCUCUGGUGACAAGGAACUGACGCUGGACGAGCUUCACUCCAAGGUCAAAGGGGAAAAGGGGCUCCUCGUCCGCAUCAUGCGUUCUCUAUGUUGUAAAAACGUCUGCAAGGAAACAGGCCAGGACAGAUAUUGUCCCCUGCAAUUGGCUUUCCUGUUUGUUAAUGGGAUGCCGACCGGCGAACUCAUCAAACACUUUUAUGCCAAUAUGCGAGCGUCGGCCAGGCUAUAUGAUUACUUCGAGGCAAACGGGUACCAGAACCCAACGGACAGCUAUGACGCUCCUUUCCAGCUGGCGUUCGACACAAAGGACCAUUACUUUGAAUGGCUGGCCAAAAACCCGGCGGAUCAGAAGGCUUUCAAUUCAACGAUGACACUCGGCCGCCGAGUCAGAGGGAAAGAGUGGUUUGAAGUCUUCCCCGUCGGCGAGAAACUUCAGGCGUCGUCUGACCGCGCCCUUCUCGUCGACAUUGGAGGCGGCAUCGGGCACGACCUCAUUGAAUUCAAGCAGCAGUUCCCCGAGCUGCCGGGGCGGCUGGUUCUCCAGGAUCUGCCCCAGGUCAUUGACGACAUCAGCCAGCCACUGCCAGACGGGAUCGAAGCCAUCAAGUACGACAUGUUCACACCGCAGCCAAUCCGGGGGGCCAAGGCGUAUUACAUGAGAACCGUUCUCCAUGACUGGCCAGCGAAACAAGCGGUCAAAGCACUCACCCAAGUCCGGGAGGCGAUGGCAGAGGAUUCCAUCUUGAUAUUGAACGAGAACUGCAUCCCGGAAUCCAAUGUCUCCUGGCAUUCAACGGUCGUAGAUAUCACCAUGAUGGAGAUCUUCUCGUCUCUCGAGCGGACUCAGCGCCAAUGGGUUGACCUGCUGGAACAGGCGGGUUUCCAGGUGGUCGGCAGCUACUGCCCUGGGUCUGUCCGAGGGAAUGUCUUUCUUGCAGUAGAUCCUGGCAAAUUAGGCCGUCGGAAAGGAACCAGUUCCCCGAGCCACGCGGAGACUCCCAAAAAGAAGACAGGCCGCGUCAGAGAUGCGGGGGGAGGCCAGCGAAUGAUUAUAUACACUCCGGACACCGGUAUCAUUGUUGGGAAGCAGUUGCUGGGCAAAUUCCUCACGUUCAUGACCGAAGGCCGGGGCAUGACGACCUGGCCUAUCCGACUGCUAGAUAUGAUCGACCUCCACUCUAGUUGGCGCUCUAGCACAUGGGCGGCCAGCUUAAUUUUCAAUGGUCAAGUGUCUGGACACAGGCCUUGUCUCGUCGAAUACCGGAAAUAUUACGGAGAUGGGCUGCAGCACCAGCGCUUGUUCAUGCAGAGAAUCGGCAAUUCGACUGCCACCCCCACUCUCGAUGACGUUGUCAACACGAUGGUAUUGGCGUACACGGAGGGAAUGCUGGUCACGACUCCAAAUGCUGCGCAAUGUCAUCUGACUAUGGCCGUGGAUCUGCUGGGCAGGAUCGGCCCGCAGAGUUGCCAGGGGGGCCUUGCGUGGACGCUCUUCUGCGAUCUACGAACCGUCCAUGUGAGCUCUUCCCCCUCCAAAAACCCGAAGUAA